UGCAAAUGAAAACAAACAAUUUUCCUGUGAGAAACGCGAUCUAGACGAAUCUUCUACAGGCGGAAUCUCCAGUACGAACGGGAGCGCAAUUUUGCAUUACUAAGAAACCCGGAUCGCAAUCAAAACUCAAAGAUGACGUCCAAAGUACUGCUGAACAAAUUUUCUUCCUCCAUUCGCCACGUUUACGUGGUUAAUUUGGUUCCCUCGCUGUCGUUCUGUUCCACAAACAAACCGCAGUCGACCGAUGCUCCGGUUACCCCGCGGAUGGAAGAGUUCCAGAAGAAGCUGCGCGAAAAAACGCCCAUCGGAAAGCUGGAUGAAAUUGUCGGCAAGCAUCCGUACCAGGAGAAGGAACCACUGCAAGCGUGGCCAAACAACACAAAUCCCAGCACCGGCGAAAUCGGUGGUCCGCGGGGACCGGAACCGACACGUUACGGCGAUUGGGAGCGAAAGGGAAGAGUGAGCGACUUUUAAAGCGACCGAUGAUUAUAAAUUAUUGCAUAUGUUAUAGGCACACAGUUAGGCCUUGUUUUAAAAAGGCAUUGUCGUUAGGAUGUCAUCAAGUUAAAGACUAAUAGUUGUAGGCGCAUGUUUCUGAUUGCACAAUAAAUGGGAUGUGU
Messenger RNA from Anopheles bellator, 620 nucleotides. Its product is annotated as succinate dehydrogenase assembly factor 4, mitochondrial. Gene Ontology annotation, biological process: mitochondrial respiratory chain complex II assembly. The coding region runs from base 133 to 474 and encodes 113 amino acids. Gene Ontology annotation, cellular component: mitochondrion. NCBI's taxonomy places the organism in Eukaryota, Metazoa, Arthropoda, Insecta, Diptera, Culicidae. The transcript is spliced from 2 exons. The record is from RefSeq and is a predicted model, not a curated record.